AUGAAACUGCGUGGAGUCAGCCUGGCUGCCGGCUUGCUCUUACUGGCCCUGAGUCUUUGGGGGCAGCCUGCAGAGGCUGCGGCUUGCUAUGGGUGUUCUCCAGGAUCAAAGUGUGACUGUAGUGGUGUUAAAGGGGAAAAGGGAGAGAGAGGAUUUCCAGGUUUGGAAGGCCAUCCAGGUUUACCUGGAUUUCCAGGUCCAGAAGGGCCUCCAGGGCCUCAGGGACAAAAGGGUGAUGAUGGAAUUCCAGGGCCACCAGGACCAAAAGGAAUCAGAGGUCCUCCUGGACUUCCUGGAUUUCCAGGGACACCAGGUCUUCCUGGAAUGCCAGGCCAUGAUGGGGCCCCUGGACCUCAAGGUAUCCCCGGAUGCAAUGGAACCAAGGGAGAACGUGGAUUUCCAGGCAGUCCCGGUUUUCCUGGUUUACAGGGUCCUCCAGGACCUCCUGGGAUCCCAGGUAUGAAGGGGGAACCAGGUAGUAUAAUUAUGUCAUCACUGCCAGGACCGAAGGGUAAUCCAGGAUAUCCAGGUCCUCCUGGAAUACAAGGCCCUGCUGGUCCCACUGGUAUAACAGGACCAAUAGGUCCCCCAGGACCACCAGGUUUGAUGGGCCCUCCUGGUCCCCCAGGACUUCCGGGACCAAAGGGGAAUAUGGGCUUAAAUUUCCAGGGACCCAAGGGUGAAAAGGGUGAGCAAGGUCUUCAGGGCCCACCUGGGCCACCUGGGCAGAUCAGUGAACAGAAAAGACCAAUUGACGUAGAGUUUCAGAAAGGAGAUCGGGGACUUCCCGGUGACCGAGGCCCUCCUGGAUCUCCAGGGAUAUGUGGUCCUCCAGGUCCUCCAGGUGGUGUGAAAGGUGAGAAGGGUGAACAAGGAGAACCAGGCAAAAGAGGUAAACCAGGCAAAGAUGGAGAGAAUGGCCAGCCAGGAAUUCCAGGUUUGCCUGGUGAUCCUGGUUACCCUGGUGAACCAGGAAGGGACGGUGAAAAGGGCCAAAAAGGUGACAUUGGCCCAACUGGGCCUCCUGGACUUGUAAUUCCUAGACCUGGGACUGGUGUUACUGUAGGAGAAAAAGGAAACAUUGGGUUACCUGGCUUGCCUGGAGAAAAAGGAGAGCGUGGAUUUCCUGGACCACAGGGUCCACCUGGCCUUCCUGGACCUCCAGGGACUGCAGUUAUGGGUCCUCCUGGCCCCCCUGGAUUUCCUGGAGAAAGGGGCCAGAAAGGUGAUGAAGGUCCACCUGGAAUUUCCAUUCCCGGACCUCCUGGACUUGAUGGACAGCCUGGGACUCCUGGUCUUCCAGGGCCUCCUGGCCCUCCUGGCCCUCACAUAACUCCUAGUGAUGAGAUAUGUGAAGCAGGCCCUCCAGGCCCUCCAGGAUCUCCAGGUGAAAAAGGUCUGCAAGGAGAACAAGGAGUGAAAGGUGACAAAGGUGACACCUGCUUCAACUGUAUUGGAACUGGUAUUUCAGGGCCUCCAGGUGAACCUGGUUUGCCAGGUCUCCCAGGUCCUCCAGGAUCUCUUGGUUUUCCUGGACAGAAGGGUGAAAAAGGAUAUGCUGGUGCAACCGGUCCCAAAGGAUUACCAGGCAUACCAGGAGCUCCAGGUGCUCCAGGCUUCCCUGGAUCUAAAGGUGAACCUGGUGACAUCCUCACUUUUCCAGGAAUGAAAGGUGAUAAAGGAGAAGUGGGUUCCCCUGGAGCUCCAGGGCUUCCUGGUUUACCAGGCACCCCUGGACAGGAUGGUUUGCCAGGGCUUCCUGGCCCCAAAGGAGAACCUGGUGGAAUUACUUUUAAGGGUGAAAGAGGUCCCCCUGGAAACCCAGGUUUGCCAGGUCUCCCAGGGAAUAUGGGGCCUAUGGGUCCUCCUGGUUUUGGCCCUCCAGGCCCAAUAGGUGUAAAAGGCAUGCAAGGUAUGGCAGGAAAUCCAGGCCAGCCAGGAAUACCCGGUCCUAAAGGUGAUCCAGGUCAGACUGUAACACAGCCAGGGAAGCCUGGCCUGCCUGGUAACCCAGGCAGAGAUGGUGAAGUAGGUCUUCCAGGUGACCCUGGACUCCCAGGCCAACCAGGCUUGCCAGGAAUACCUGGUAGUAAAGGAGAACCAGGAAUCCCUGGAAUUGGGCUUCCUGGACCACCUGGUCCCAAAGGUUUUCCUGGAAUUCCAGGACCUCCGGGAGCACCGGGGACACCUGGAAGAAUUGGUCUAGAAGGCCCUCCUGGUCCACUAGGCUUUCCAGGAUCAAAGGGCGAACCAGGAUAUGCAUUACCUGGGCCACCUGGACCACCAGGACUCCCGGGUUUUAAAGGAGCACUUGGCCCAAAAGGUGAUCGUGGCUUCCCAGGACCUCCAGGUCCUCCAGGACGCACUGGCUUGGAUGGGCUACCUGGACCAAAAGGUGAUGUUGGACCAAAUGGACAACCUGGGCCAAUAGGACCUCCUGGGCUGCCAGGAAUAGGUGUUCAGGGACCACCGGGACCACCAGGCAUUCCUGGGCCAAUAGGCCAACCUGGCUUACAUGGAGUACCAGGAGAGAAGGGGGAUCCAGGACCUCCUGGGUUUGAUGUUCCAGGACCCCCUGGUGAGAGAGGCAAUCCAGGGAUCCCUGGAGCACCUGGUCCUAUGGGACCUCAAGGAUCACCAGGGCUUCCGGGAAAGGCAGGUGCCUCUGGAUUUCCAGGUGCCAAGGGUGAAAUGGGUAUGAUGGGACCUCCAGGCCCACCAGGACCAUUGGGAAUUCCUGGCAGAAGUGGUGUUCCUGGUCUUAAAGGUGAUGAUGGCAUGCAGGGUCAGCCUGGACUUCCUGGCCCUGCAGGAGAAAAAGGUGAUAAAGGAGAGCCUGGCCUUCCAGGCCCUCCUGGACCAAUAGAUCCAGAUCUGCUGGCCUCUAAAGGAGAAAAGGGGGAACCUGGCUUACCAGGUAUUCCUGGAGUUCCAGGGCCAAAAGGCUACCAGGGUUUGCCUGGAGAACCAGGGCAACCUGGACUCAGUGGGCAACCUGGAUUACCAGGACCAUCAGGUCCCAAGGGUAACCCUGGUCUCCCUGGUCAGCCAGGACUUAUUGGACCUCCUGGACUUAAAGGAAACAUAGGUGAUAUGGGUUUUCCAGGCCCUCAGGGUGUAGAAGGACCCCCUGGACCUCCUGGAGUUCCUGGACAACCGGGCUCCCCAGGAGUACCUGGACAGAAAGGAGGCAAAGGUGAUCCUGGUGUUUCAGUCAUUGGUCUUCCAGGCCUUCCUGGCCCAAAGGGUGAACCUGGUCUGCCUGGAUACCCAGGGAACCCUGGUAUCAAAGGUUCUGUGGGAGAUACUGGUUUACCUGGUUUACCAGGGACCCCUGGAACAAAAGGACAACCAGGCCUUCCUGGAUUCCCAGGAACUCCAGGUAUUCCUGGACCGAAAGGUAUUAAUGGUCCCCCUGGGAACCCUGGCCUUCCAGGAGAACCUGGUCCUAUAGGUGGUGGAGGUCGUCCUGGGCCACUGGGGCCGCCAGGUGAAAAAGGCAAACCAGGUCAAGAUGGCAUUCCUGGACCAGCUGGACAGAAGGGUGAACCAGGUCAGCCAGGCUUUGGAAUCCCAGGACCCCCCGGACUGCCAGGACUUUCUGGUCAAAAGGGUGAUGAAGGAUUACCUGGCAUUCCAGGAAACCCUGGCCUUCCAGGUCCAAAGGGUGAACCAGGCUUCCAAGGUUUCCCUGGUGUACAGGGUCCCCCAGGCCCUCCUGGUUCUCCAGGUCCAGCUCUGGAAGGCCCUAAAGGCAGUACUGGGCCCCAAGGUCCUCCUGGGAGACCAGGUCCUACAGGAUUCAGUGGUCUACCAGGUCCAGAAGGUCCCCGGGGUCUCCCUGGAAAUGGAGGUAUUAAAGGAGAAAGGGGAAACCCAGGCCAACCUGGGCAACCUGGCUUGCCUGGUUUGAAAGGAGAUCAAGGACCACCAGGACUCCCGGGGAAUCCUGGCCGACCAGGUCUCAAUGGAAUGAAAGGGGAUCCUGGUCUCCCUGGUGUUCCAGGAUUUCCAGGCAUGAAAGGACCCAGUGGAGUACCUGGUUCACCUGGCCCUGAGGGGGAACCAGGACUUAUUGGCCCCCCAGGUCCUCCUGGGUUACCCGGUCCUUCAGGACAGAGUAUUAUAAUCAAAGGAGAUGCUGGUCCUCCAGGGAUUCCCGGCCAGCCUGGGUUAAAGGGUCCACCAGGACUACCAGGACCUCAAGGUUUACCAGGUCCAAUUGGCCCUCCAGGAGAUCCUGGACGCAAUGGACUCCCUGGCUUUGAUGGUGCAGGAGGGCGCAAGGGAGACCCAGGUCUUCCAGGCCAGCCAGGUAUCCGUGGUUUGGAUGGUCCCCCUGGGCCAGAUGGACUGCAGGGUCCCCCAGGUCCCCCUGGAGCCUCCUCUAUUGCCCAUGGAUUCCUCAUCACACGCCACAGCCAGACAACAGAUCCACCACAAUGCCCGCAGGGAACAGUUCAGAUCUAUGAAGGCUUUUCUCUCCUGUAUGUACAAGGAAAUAAAAGAGCCCACGGUCAAGAUUUGGGGACGGCUGGCAGCUGCCUUCGUCGCUUCAGUACCAUGCCUUUCAUGUUCUGCAACAUCAAUAAUGUUUGCAACUUUGCUUCAAGAAAUGACUAUUCUUACUGGCUCUCCACCCCAGAGCCCAUGCCAAUGAACAUGGAACCCCUGAAGGGCCAAAGCAUCCAGCCAUUCAUUAGUCGAUGUGCAGUUUGUGAAGCUCCAGCUGUGGUGAUUGCAGUUCACAGUCAGACCAUCCAGAUUCCCCGUUGUCCUCAGGGAUGGGAUUCUCUGUGGAUUGGUUAUUCCUUCAUGAUGCAUACAAGUGCAGGGGCAGAAGGCUCAGGUCAAGCACUGGCCUCCCCUGGUUCCUGCUUGGAAGAAUUUCGUUCAGCUCCCUUCAUUGAAUGUCAUGGGCGGGGUACCUGUAACUACUAUGCCAACUCCUACAGCUUUUGGCUGGCAACUGUAGAUGUGUCAGACAUGUUCAGUAAACCUCAGUCAGAAACGCUGAAAGCAGGAGACUUGAGGACACGUAUUAGCCGAUGUCAAGUGUGCAUGAAGAGGACAUAA
This is a messenger RNA of Cynocephalus volans (Philippine flying lemur), 5076 nucleotides long. It is a transcript of the gene COL4A5, whose product is annotated as collagen type IV alpha 5 chain. Gene Ontology annotation, molecular function: extracellular matrix structural constituent conferring tensile strength. Gene Ontology annotation, biological process: extracellular matrix organization. Lineage: Eukaryota; Metazoa; Chordata; Mammalia; Dermoptera; Cynocephalidae. The record is from RefSeq and is a predicted model, not a curated record. The coding region runs from base 1 to 5076 and encodes 1691 amino acids. Gene Ontology annotation, cellular component: collagen trimer; basement membrane. The transcript is spliced from 53 exons.